This is a messenger RNA of Ciona intestinalis (vase tunicate), 2505 nucleotides long. Lineage: Eukaryota; Metazoa; Chordata; Ascidiacea; Phlebobranchia; Cionidae. The record is from RefSeq and is a predicted model, not a curated record.
CAAAACAAGUUGCUAUAGAAAUAGACGAAAAGUGUGUGCAAAGACAUGACCUCUACAAAUGGAGGAGUCGUUUUAAAAUAAAGGCGUUCUGAUGACAAUAGUACCAGAUCAAAACUUUUAUUUAAUAGUGAGCAUCACAUACUAUAGGACCGUAUGGGAAAUACGGUAUCAAUAUAAACUUAACAGGAAGUAUCUUAGAACUGUGGCCGUUUUCUACGAUAUUCUCAUCACAAAAAUAAACACUAUUCCUUUUUACAAAAGAUUAAAUAAACCAUUAAGUUUCAAUUGUUUUGAUAACCCGAUUACCUAUAAAAACCUUUAUUUUGCGCGGUGUGAAAAGAUAAUGGGAGACAAUUCAUUGUUGUUUCACCCACACUGACUGAGGGUCUUCUUUUAAUUUUCAAGUGGGAACCUCACACGAUAUUCAAUUUGAAUGGAGAAUGGUCUUUGAUGUUAAAGCGCUUUCGCUGCCUCUUCAAAUUAUCACCUGGGUAGUGGUUUCCAAGGUUACUUGAAUACAAAAAAGGUUGCUAACCGUAUAAAAUCACCGCCGCUAUAAUAGUAGAAGUCAAAAAGAACGUGUAGUAGGUUGGGGUAAUAUGGGACACGUUUCCAUUUUUUCCGUCCCAUUUCAGAGUAGCGUUGUUAAUUGUUUUAAAACACAAUCAGGAUUUUUGAAUAUUAUGUGCAAAAGAGGCGUUCCAUCUUACCCCACACUAAUAUAUGCGUGUGUAAACAUUACAGUAGUUAAGUUAUAGUUAUGGAGGAAAAUAUGAAUCCAUCAGGUCGGGAAAGAUUGGCGCGGAUCAUGCGAGGAUGCGCAUCUUCCACUGCAAACAAAUUUCAAUAUUACGGCGACUACUUUGCCGGAGUAAAGGACCGAUGUUUUCGAAAUUCUUCAAAACUCAAACCCGACUUAUCACCUGAUGUGGAAUGUAGUGUGCCGGGUUGUCGAGCCGAGAUCACCAGAUCUCGCAAGGCGGAGAUUCAGCAAAAAGUUGAAGCCUGGCGGGUUGUUGUACUCGCAAGCUUUGCAGCUGUGGGGUUGUUUGCAUUAGUUCUCUCGCUUAUUUUACCGGAGUGGUUUGUUCUUUCGGAACUAGGCGGGAGGGUCAAAGGACACAUCGGGUAUUUUCAGAGAUGUAUUUAUGGUCCUCUACCCAACAGUAAACGAUGCUUACAUGAAAUAAUAUCUGAGGCGGCAGCUCCGGUCGGGUUAUUUUUAAUCAGCAUUGCCAGCGGUUUCGGGUCGAUUGUGUUCGGUGCUCGUCGUUUGUGUUUGACUCAAUGUAAACCUGCGAUGGACGACGCUCGGUCUGCAACUUACCAAAGAAUGAGAAGCCUUCUUGUCGUUUCUGGUGGUAGCUGCACAUGCGGAGUGAGUGUUUUCACUUACUUGUACAACGAUUAUUUGGUUCCUAUCAGCGCAAGUUACGUUCUUGGUUGGUUAGCGUCAUUCAUUUUACUGUUUGGUGGCAUCGUGGGUUUUUGCUUCAAGAAUCCGAGGCCUUCCAUUGUUCCAGCAGGACAAAUGAAUUGGAAUCGCAGGGAUUUGACGAAAGAAAAUAAAGUUUCAUCAUCUAGGAAAAAAUCAACCGUUAGUACGAUUUCGUCUUCCAGAAGACAAAGUUUCAACAGCGAUAAAAUAAGUCGCCCAAAACUUGGAACUCUACGUCAUCAUCCUACCGAUGCAGCCUUGCGUUAAUUGUUCAAGAAACAUGUUCUUUGCUGUGUUUGCUUUGAUGCUUCUACUGGCAGAUGAGACGAGUUCGAAAGAUCUCACCGCAACUCGUAUUUCACUGAGCGGAGAUAAUCAAAAGACUAUUGUAAAGUUAUUCAACCGAGCUAGAUUAGGUUUAAAGGCAAGCAACAUUCAUAAGUUGGCUUGGGACGAUAGGCUUAAAAAACAUGGCCUUCUCGCUAAAUAUGAUCUGCAAUAAUUUACACCCCAUUACCCCUGUUGGCGCGGGGGGUGUGUUUUUCCCCACUUUAUCCAAAAACAAUACUAUGUCUAGUCAGGUACGGUUAAUCACAUCUAUGUUAGAUUACACGUACGUAUACAGAACUAAUAGAUGCUCCGGGAACGUUUCUAUUUGUAAUGUGUACAAACAACUGGUAAAAGGAGAGUCCACGAAAGUUGGGUGCGCGUUGACCCGAUGUUCUUCAAUGUCCAACACAGCUGCUUUUUGCCUGCUGUCAACAAACCAAAAUAAAACCACGCGACCGUAUUUUUCUGGUGUUCCAUGCUGCAUGUGUUUCGCCAACUACAGUCUCUGCGAAAAUGGCCUCUGUGCUGAUUCCAGCUCAAUUACGAUGAAUUCUACAAGUACCAUUAAUUGUGCAACACCACAACCAAUGGUCACCAAACCUAUGACCCCAAACUCUACCCAAACAACGACGACCAUGCAUAUUUACAGAAACUCAACCCCUCCAUAUUUAUUGACUCGGCCAAGAAAUUCUUCGAUGCCUUCCACCCAAAGUGUAUCGUAUUCUACCACUGGUUCU